Messenger RNA from Penicillium paradoxum, 1056 nucleotides. RefSeq lists its product as uncharacterized. The record is from RefSeq and is a predicted model, not a curated record. The coding region runs from base 1 to 1056 and encodes 351 amino acids. The transcript has a single exon. Lineage: Eukaryota; Fungi; Ascomycota; Eurotiomycetes; Eurotiales; Aspergillaceae.
AUGCUUCGAUCCAAAAGUGAAACGGAGCGAAGCGAGAUUCUGAAAGAGCCUCGCAUUUUGAUUUGCAAUUACAUCGCUGGUUUGUCUGAAUCAUUUUCUUGCCAUGUGGAGCUUUAUCGCCGAAAAUGGAACUACCUCUAUGAACCACAUGCAAACACAUCGGCUGUAUACGGAGAGGCAAAGGACCGGGCUCGUGUUCGAAAAGAGGCGAAACAACUGUUCACUCAUAUUCAGUACCUGGACCAGUCGCUGCUGAUGCUCAAGCAAAUCACAGGUGAGACGGAAAUGAAAUCCGGAAUAAUGGAAACGGUCAAAGAUUUCAACCAAUUAUCCAGGCAGCUCAAGUCCAUGAAGCUCUCAUACGACACCUUCAUCGAGCAACAGGUCAGCAAGAUAUCUCUUCAGGAAUCACGGCAGUCCAUGACCGAGGCCCGGGAUCUUCAACGUCUAUCGUAUCUUGGUUUUGUCUUCGCCCCAUUGAGCCUCGCAAGUUCUUUCUUUUCAAUCAAUAUCCAGCCACUUGGGGGCCUGGCUUCCGUCUGGUCAUUCGUUGUCACCUCCUUGUCUAUUCUAUCCCUAUCGAUUUUGGUCUUGUUAUCCCUGAACGGCCGACUCUACGAUAUGGUGCGGGAAGCCAUCAGAAGCCUUCGCUUAUCUAUGCCAUCACGCCCUGCACGAGACCAGCAGUUGACCCUUCCACAGACCGAAACAUCCCCAGGCUCGCAGAGGCAGCACACCGACGCUGGCCAUGCCCACCUUGAACAGCGCGGUGAUACAACAGGACGGGCAACACCCCCGCAGCCUGGUACUAGAGUAAAUCCACCGCCGAUACAGGAACCAAGGAGAACGAUUGAUCAAAUGCCUGAAAACCGGUGGAGAAAUAGGGAGCGGUCGCCAGGAGCGAGGAGCCAACGGAGGCGGGAACCCAGUGUCUCAGCCUCCUAUUACCCCCCGGACACCUCUGUGAGACGGGGCUCGAGACCACCAAACACGAGACAACUGAGGAAGGAACCCGAUAACACACCUUCCUACCGCCCACCUGUCAUCAACGAGUAG